Messenger RNA from Hibiscus syriacus, 2640 nucleotides. RefSeq names its product BEL1-like homeodomain protein 1. The record is from RefSeq and is a predicted model, not a curated record. The transcript is spliced from 6 exons. NCBI's taxonomy places the organism in Eukaryota, Viridiplantae, Streptophyta, Magnoliopsida, Malvales, Malvaceae. Gene Ontology annotation, molecular function: RNA polymerase II cis-regulatory region sequence-specific DNA binding; DNA-binding transcription factor activity, RNA polymerase II-specific. Gene Ontology annotation, biological process: regulation of transcription by RNA polymerase II. Bases 241 to 2334 code for a protein of 697 amino acids.
AAUAUAGUCCCCCCCCCCUCCAAAGAGAGAACGUGUGCUGACUCUCACGGAUAUGCAUCUUCUCUCGUGUGUUUUUAGCCACAAUUGGAUUGGAAUAUGGUUAUGAAUUGAACAUCAAAAUGGGCUGAUUUGUUCACUUCAAGUCAAUCUCUUGUCUUUCCGGUGAAAAAGAACUUGUGCAGUUUCCGUACGCUGGUACUGGUACAAGUGGGAUUUCUUUUUCUUUUUUUACAAAUCAAGAUGGCGACGUACUUUCAUGGAAGCUCGGAAUUCCAAACUGCUUCAGCUACUACACCUGAUGGGAUGCAAACGCUCUUUCUUAUGAACCCCAACUACGUUCCUUACUCCGAUACACACCAACCAGCCGCGGCCGCCCCUAACGUGUUCUUCUUAAACCCCACAAGUUUACCCCAAGCGCCACCGCCUAGCAACCAACAGCGCUUCCUCGGUCUUCCUCUCCCGACACUACCAUCGGCUUCCAUAAGGCCGGUAAAUUCCGAUGAUCCCAACCGUUCAUCGCCUCUUCACGGUAUAGUCCCCAGUUUCCACUCCAAUUUAUGGGGCACUUUGAGCCUUGAUCAUCAGAAUUCUCCAACAGGAAGUACUAGUUAUCCUCAGGUCGUGUCGGCAGCAGCAGAUCAUAAUAACUCGGGUGGGUCCCAAGACGUCGUCUCGUCGCAGACGGGGUUUCGUCGGCCGGUGGUGUCGCCGAGGCAACGUUUGUCACUGAGUUUAUCAUCCCAACAAGCGGCUUAUAAUAGGUCGAGCAAUAAUGUCGAAACAGAUAUACAAGGACAACAACAACCUCAAGUCCCAACCAUGUCACUGGCCGACGACGUGAGGAUAAUGGGGAACUCACCGUCGUCGGUUUCCGUGGUUUCAAACGGGAUUUCCUGGGCUCAGAGUGUGGUAUUGGGAUCAAGGUACUUGAGAGCAGCGCAAGAGCUUCUUGAUGAAGUGGUUAAUGUGGGGAAAGGGAAAAAGACUGACGUGUCUGAGGGGACCAGGGAGAAGAUAAAGAUGAACAAAGAAUCAGUGGCUGCUGAAGCUUCAAGUGCUGCUGAAGAUGGAACCAAAUGUGGAGCUGAGCUCACCACAUCACAAAGACAGGAGCUUCAGAUGAAGAAAGCAAAGCAAAUCAACAUGCUCGAUGAGGUGGAGCAAAGAUACAGGCAGUACCAUCAUCAAAUGCAAAUAGUGGUUUCAUCGUUCGAGCAGGCGGCCGGAUUCGGUGCUGCGAAAGCGUACACUGCCGUUGCUUUGAAGACGAUCUCGAAGCAGUUCCGAUGUCUUAAAGAUGCGAUAUCCGGACAAAUCAAAGCGACGAGCAAGAUAUUAGGGGAAGAGGAUUGCUUGGGUGCAAAAGUGGAGGGAUCGAGGUUGCGAUACGUGGAUCAUCAGCUCCGGCAACAGCGAGCGUUGCAGCAGCUGGGAAUGGUCCAACACAAUGCUUGGAGACCCCAAAGAGGAUUACCCGAACGAGCAGUUUCCGUCCUUCGUGCUUGGCUUUUCGAGCAUUUUCUUCAUCCCUAUCCUAAAGAUUCAGACAAACAUAUGCUUGCCAAACAAACAGGGCUUACAAGAAGCCAGGUGUCAAACUGGUUCAUAAAUGCUCGAGUUCGGCUAUGGAAGCCAAUGGUUGAAGAAAUGUACAUGGAGGAAGUGAAGGAACAAGACAAGAAUGGCAGCGAACCAACCCCAAACGAAACUGGGCAAAAGGAGUCGGGAUCUACCUCUAGUGGCCGGCAAGAGAACGUAUCAUUCAUGAUGGAACAAGUCAAAACCCAGAAUUCCAUCAAUAUUCCCUCUACUGAUCAAUUUUCCAAUGGAGAACCCUCCUUUCUCCCACAAACACCCUUCAAUCUCAUCGGCUCCUCCGACCUCGACGGUGCAUCUCAAAGAAGCCCCAAAAAGACAAGAGGUAGUACUGUUAAUGACUUGCAGAAUUCCCCUAGCAGUAUCCUUUCAAUGAACAUGGAAAUGAAGCAGGGUGAUGAAAGGCUGCCCAAAGACAGUUACUCGUUUCCCGGCGGUGGAUUUGCCACAUACGGUGGUGCGAUGGGAGAUAUCAGGAGGUUCGAUCCGGACCAGCUGACACCGAGGUUUCAUGGGAACAGUGUUUCGCUCACCCUUGGCCUUCCCCAUUGUGAGAAUCUGUCACUCUCGGGGAACCACCACCAGAGCAUUCAGCUAGGAAGAAGGAUAGAAUUAGGGGCAGCGGAAUCUGAGUUUUGUUCAAUCAAUAACGCACAACAAGGUUCUCAUUCGACCACCUUUGAGAUGCAAAACAGGAAGAGGUUUGCUGCUCAAUUGUUACCCGAUUUUGUGGCAUGAAAAUACGAAACCCAACCUUCCCAUUACUUCGGAAGAGCAUGCAUAAAAGAAGGCCGAAGAUCAGUUUCUAUAUAUAUAUAUAUAUAUAUAUAUACAUAUGCUGCUUGCUCGACUGUAAAGGGAAGAUCGAUGGUUUAUAUAUAUAGGUAAUUCGUAUAUAUUCUUACGUAGUUUAGGCUUGAAAUAUUAAGGUUGAGCAUUAUAUCUUAUUUGAUACAAUUGAAGAUAUUUGAAACAUUUUAUUUUAUAAUAUAGAUCUUUAAAAUGGUUUAUGGGGUGUAUACCAUCCAUAUUUCAACUUACCUA